UCAAAAUAUUGCACCGGUUGCGUAAUUCUGUUUUGUUUACACAUUUUUCGUAUUAUUUUGGUUUGAUAUUCAUCAGCUGCAUGUCGUUUCUGUAGUUUAUUUUUGUUACAAUGGUUAAACCCUUAUCGGUUGGCUUGUCAUUGCUCCAUAAAUGCAUGAGUCAACAUGUAGGAAAUGAAAGCUUGCAGUUAGCCGUUGAAAUUUGUGAAUAUUUUGAGAAAACAUUGUCCAUUGCGGAACAAGAUUUGGCUAUAAACGAUGCUUUUAAAUCGAAGCACAGCUUACUGGCAUCGUUGGAGAAGAGUAUGUACCAACAGAAAGCCCACAAGAAUGCUAACGUCAAAAUACUGGAACUCAUUCAGAAUUUGAUUGAGAAGUACAAGCCGAAAAUGAAUACCUAUGCCAAAGCAAUAUUGGAGACGAUGGUGCCGAUCUAUUUGUCCAGUAAUGUGUCUGCAAAAGAAAAAGAAAAUUCACUUUCCAUUCUACAGAGUCUGGUAAAUAAUGAUCUUUGCAAGGAUGUUGAUAUGAACGUACUGGUCUUCCAUUUGGUGAAAAUUAAAAACGAUAAAAAGCCCACAGCCAGAGUCCUUCAAUUGACUUUUGAACUGCUGGGAUUGAUUGCUAAAGAGUAUCCGGAUUAUAUUCGGAGCGACCAGUACGACUAUGAGACACAGAUCAGAGAUCUAUAUUUCCAAACACUAGAAACCACAGUGAUGAAUCAACAAGAGUUUUCGUUUCUGUCAUUGAGUGGUGCGUUAAAUGGUUUCACAUACUUCUUGGAAAAUUUUGCGCCAUGUCCGACAACUCAUCCAAUAAUUUGUCAACGAAUUUACUCUUGUGCCAUCAAAUUAUCAAAUCCGGGAGAUAUAAAAGAUAAAACGGCUUUCAGAGCUGCGCUUCAUUUAAUCGAAAAACAUUCAACAAUAUUCUCCGACCAACUCUACAGAGACCAUCAAUAUUGGCACAAAACGUUACUGCAAUGGUUGACGUUGCCCAGCUGGAUCGACCGUAAAUCGGCUAUUGCAACUUUGAAAUCGUUCCACCGAGAACUUGCGCGACAAUUGGAAAAUCGUGAGAGUGAAGCCGAUGUUAACACCUUGAAGUUCUACAUCAAUUUCUUCAAAGCGACAUUGCAAUCGAAAGACUCUCGUCCGUACGAAGUUCGUAUUGCUAUCAUUGGGUUCGGUGUUUUCUCGAAAGCCUGCAAACAUUUGAUGCCAACUACUCUCAACGAACUGUUACACGUGGUCAUGCUACGCACGGAAUACACGUCCAUCGAUGACAGUAAGAAUAAGGACAUCCUCGAACACUAUCCAUCAUUUGUGUUGGCCUUGUCGGAAAUUAUGGAGCAUACCAACGAAUUGUCACCUAUUCAAAUCUCGUCGCUGCAGAACAUCAUCAUUGAGUUGAUGAAAAACUUUUACUUAUUGUCGCGUGCCCAUCAUGAAAUGGUGGUAACGUCACUGUUGAAAACGUUUGAGAAUUUGUCAAAGUUAGGCUCGACGAUGGACGAUGUCCUCGAAAAAGUCAUGAUACAAGGAGUUAUUUGGGCAUGUUCGCAUGAAAUCAAAUUGAAUGCGAAUGCCAACUGGGACACACAAAAGGACUGGAAGGAGCACAUAACUUACGAACAUUUUAUCAAGCUCUGGUUGGGACUGUUGGACUAUUCCGAAAAUCAGUACGAAAUAAAGGAACGGGUCCAUACGCACUUCAUGAACACGUUAUUUGUAAUGAUCGAGAAAUUGGAUUUGAGCACCAGAAAGAGACUAUUCAAGGACAGCAACGGGCAGGACCAGGAACUGUAUUUUUGCAAUCCGAAUUUAGACUUUGUACCGGUGAAGCCAAAGGAUUUUCACAUAUUUUUCAACAUAGUCGAUUUCUAUAAGGACGUUCUAAUGCAACAGAGCGACAAGAGUCACAUCAACUUUUUCACGAGAUUCCUCAAUCAAUGGAUAAAGAAAAUGAUCGACAAGGCCUUUGAGUUUCCAUUAGUGAGUGGCUUUUUAAAGUUACUGGAGCUGGCGUUUCGAAUUUCCAACAAAUUGUCGGCCUACGAACCAAUUACCCGUUACAUUGACGAACAAGCGAUUGGUAGCGUGCGUCUGCUGAUCAGUACCAUGAUACCAAAGUGCCUUCAGAUGUCCGGUGAAUUGCAAAUUUCGUGUCUUCGGCUACUAUUUUCGUUGCCAGUUUUUCUGCUCAGCGAAUUCUCCGACGCCAUUGUACCGGUCUUUCGCAUUGGAUUUGAAAUUGGCAGGAGCGUUAAUUUUAUGGCUGGAAUAACGCUUACAGCACUGGAACGGCUGACAUCAUCGCUGAAGGAAACGGAUUUUGAAAAGCUUUCACCGUUACUGGACGCUGUGCUGCCGUGCUUGAACACCUAUUUACAAAGUAGCGAUUUGCAGAGUGAAACGAAAAUUGACGUGAAAAUUGUUGAAUUUCGGCGAAACAAAAUAGCAAAAAAGAUGCUCAACGUGGAUGACGUUGACAGUGAGCUACUAAAAUUGCAGAAGAGAAUGGUUUUGUACUUGGGCACUCUGGAACCAUGUCAUUGCAUUCAAAUGAUCGAAAAUGAACAAGACAAACCUGUGCUUACGAAAUUAACGUCCGAGCAGAAUAUUCGCGUUAAGCUUUACUAUCCGCAACUGACUCCCACCAUUUUUUUGGACACAUUAGUUCCACGCAUUUGCUAUUUGGCCACUUCGUCGAGUAACCGAAAGACGAAAAUUGCGGCUUGUGAGUUAACUCACGCAAUCGUGCUGUAUCUGAUCGGAACCGGUCAUUAUCAAGGUGACUUGUGGCAAAAGUUAUGCGCAGACAUAUUAGUUCUGGGCAGUGAUGGUGACGAUGCUGUGAAGCAAAUGUUUGAGCCACUCCUUAUGCAGAUUAUCCGCUACAUGACUCAACGGUCUCAGAUCUUGCAUCCGGGCGUUGAAAUAUUCUGUGAACAGCUAAUGGAAGGCAUUUCGCAUCAAUCCAGUUCAGCAAUUCGAGAUUUGUCGGCCCGAUGUUUACGCGAAUUUGUCAAAUGGAACAUCAAGGAGCUGACCAACAAUUUAACGACGGAAAUUGGCGCCCUGCCAAUACUCAAGAAGCUGAAGUUGUACAGUUUCGAUUCGGAUCAUAAUAAACGGUGCGGAGCGACACUGGCAUUCAACAAUCUCUACCGCAUCAUACGUGAGGAUAAUAAAUUGAUUAGCGAAUAUUGGCUGGAUAUCCUUCACACUUUUGCUAUCAACUUUAUUAUGUGCGAAGAAAUUGGCGGUGACAUUGAAUCGACGUAUGAUCAAAUAUCCACUUGCAUGGACCACAUUGAGCGAGUGAUUUUCGAACGAAAGGAGAUUUUCAACCGUCCGGAUGAAAAUCGGAUAACUCCGAACGAUUUUGGCGGAAGUUUGUUGCAGGACGCGAUGUUGUGGUUGUUCAAACAAUGUGGAGCAAAACAAAAAUUUUAUCGUCGCAAAUGCCAGCAGAUGUUCAUUAGGUUGACUCCGUGCGUAAAUGGCUUCAACUCAACCAUGGAAUUUCUGAAAAAAACACAAAAUGUAGUGACAAUAUUAACGGUGUUUGAGGGACCUGCUUCAGGUAUUGCCGGCAGACCAGACUUAAGCCACAUCAAAAUUGAACGCGAUUUUUCGAAUGCCUUGUACAUUUGGUUGCAACAAUUGCUGAGGUCGUUAGACUGUCACAUAUGGAUAAUGGGAGAUGGAUUGUACGCAGAUGAGCAGUUUUACGAGAAAUCUAGUUUAUUGUCAGCCGUUGCAGUAUUUCUGAACCAAAUUUGUUUAGUUCCAUUAUCACGUUUAUUCGAAAGUCUCAAACUGGAGCCGUCUGACGCAACCAAUUCACAGCAGCUGUUGUUUUGUAUCGACGACAAUCCGAAAAUUGCAUCACUUAAACGAGAAAUCAUUUCACGAAUUAUUGGUUACUUCUUGAAGGUUGUUCCAUCGUCCAGAUUGCCCGAGAGUUUUUGGAGCGUCAUUGUCGACUCCACCAACACACUCAUUUGUCGCCUAAUUUUUAAGCCGAACAUCUUUGGAUUCCAUUUGAAAGACAAAGUCUUUGUUACACAGAUACAAUCACGGCUAACUAAUGUGAUAGAGGUGAUAAGAUCGAAGGCGCCGGCAGAGGUGAGCAGCGCACUAAUCAACAUGUUGGCAAACGAAUUCAAAAUUCAAUACGAAAACUUGAUAGAAAAUGCCGAACAGCAGCUCCAUUUGGCCGCAGUAACCAAUCAACAACGAUGCACCGUUGAAGGACUGAAACUGGUUGUCAAAUCUAUGAAGCUGUUCGGAUUUCCGGCCAAUAUCUUAACAUUCAUCGAAGAAUCGACAGCACAGCUUAUCGUUGAUCUAUUCAACGGCACCGUGGAGAAACGUCAAAUGGGUUUCUUUGCCCGGAAUGUACUGCCCGACAUAAAAGAUUAUGCGAAUAACAUCUUGCGAAUAAUUACAAUCAACGAUAUAGACAUCACGGAUCCACUGGUUGAACUUCUUGUCAAACAGAACGCACUGCAUCGGUCUGGUACACUCGGCACAAUUUCGUACGGUUCACACUUCAUGGACGUUUUUCGACCAGCUAUCUAUGAAUACUUCAUGGACAAUCCCGAAACGAGCAUCAUGCGAUUCGUCAAUAAAGUGACUGCGGAAAAUGUGCAGCACAUUUCACGGAUGCUAAUCCAAUUAACUCAAUUCAUUUAUAAGUGGAGGCGAUACGAUGACAACAAUUUGAAAUCCAUAGUUCGGAGUCUGUUGAGUGUAUGGACACGGUUUGCCGAUAUUUUUCGUGCGAGCGACCACGAUCAACGUUUAUGUUUAAGUAUGGUUGAUCUAAUGAUUCACAUAGCAAUGAUAUGUCCGUAUCCACUUCACGAAAUUUCCACUAGAACCAGUGGUCUUGAAACUUGGCUUCUUCAUCUACUCAACGAUGCAGACAAAUCUCUGGAAUUAAAAACACGAGUGCUAAGUCUAAUCCCAUGCAUAAUCGGCCAAUCACACACUGAGCAUCCCGACCUACUACGAGCUUUAGAAAGUGUACAAUUAAAACAUUUCCCACUGCAGUCUCACGAGUUCACCGCUGGUAGUUUGGAACGAGCUGGUUACGUGAAUGCUUUAGAUUCGAUUUUGAAGGCAAUGGUUGCAUCGCAAUCGGUUGUUCUAUUGAAAUAUGUCAUUCGUCUUACGGCAACCGAUGCGGAGCACAUUUUGGAAUAUUCCAUUCAACAGCAUCUGGAACUGUUUCUGAAGAAACAAAGUGCGGCAAACCAACACAAAUGCUUAGACAUUCCAUAUCAACUCUUCUGUGACACGUCUCUUGAGCCGAAUAUUCGACUGUCGAUUAUGAAGCGAUUUUUGCUGCGAAUGAUCAGACACAGUUACGUGGAGGGUUUAAUUUUGUUUUAUGCUGCUCACAUCAAAGAAAUCGAUAAGAUGCUUCAAACGCAUUACGGUCUGGGGAACUCGGGAUGGAAUGUGGAACGGGCGCUAACUAGUCGCAUUGGUGCCUUUCAGUUAGUCGAAGCAUUGCUGGGGUCAGUUCCCAAAGAACGAUUGAACGAAAAAACCAGUCCUAUUUUAUUGGCCUUUAUUGGCACCGGCAAACCUCCGAACGGAAACGAACUGAUAGUGGAACUAACUAAAAAGGCCCAUUCGACAAGAAGCGACAUAUUUGUGACGGACGAUGCUACUGCUAAAGAAUUGUUCCGGAAAUACCAGUGCGCAUCCUUCAAUGCCCUCAGUGCCAUUUUAUGCAAUACACAAACAAGGCUUGAAUUUUACGAACGUUUUCUGUUCAGAGAGAAUCCCGAUAAAAACAAUUUCGUCUGGCGUCACAUUAUCGAUCAGUCCAACGAUCUUUAUUCGAGUGCAUUCACACAAGAGUACGAAGAUUUUCCGAAAGUCAAACAGCGAAUCGUAUCGAUUCGCCGAGUAGUGGACGACAAAGUCCAGCAACGUUACAUCACAAGUCAAAGCGUUUUCGAUUCCUCGUUGAGCCAAGAUAUAACGAAACUUGAUUUGAGCUCAUCCGCAAUCAGAACCGAUGCAGAAGUUGCUGCUUUAGAGACAACACCGUCUACAUUGGUGGUAAAACUGGAAAAAAGUGUCAUCACCAAUCACGAAUCAAUGGCCGUAUUGUGUGCCGUUUACACUCAUUUAUUUGACCAGAAAAUAACACCGAUAUCAGAGAAUUCACUGGUGCCUCUCAGAAAAACACCCGAAUGGGUUGACGGCAUUGCCAAAUUGGUGGGCAGUUCGCAGGUGCACAAAAACAUUCGCCUUUUUCUCGUGAAAAGUGUUGAAAUUUGUCGCCAUAUCUUUCGUCAUUACGCCCACAUUAUGACCAGAUCUGUUCUUCAAUUAUUGGUUGAUGAGUGUGCGGGCAAUCAAAUGAGCUCAUUCGUUGUCGAUCUGAUUGUUAUGCUGCUCGAAUGGAAGAAUGACUACGAAAUUAGGUCUUUCGAAGAGAUCGGGCUGGUGUCGUUGCUGUUGGAGUUCCUCAUGAAAAAUGCGUGGAACGCCAGAAAAGAUGUGUUCAAGCAAAAUCUCGAAAUUAUUAAAAAUGUGGUCGAGAAUUGGCGAGAUGUUAUCAGCUUGAAGAAACAAUUUCUUUUCGAUUCCAUAAAUCGAACUGCUCAGAACGAUUCUCGUGACAAUAUUUGCGGCCUUCAAAUAAAUGCCAUAGUUUUGGCCAAUAAUUUGAUACCAUGGACUGACACAUCGCAGGACGCGUAUUUUCGAUCGUUGGUACGGUGCUUGCACAGUGAAUUUACUGCAGUAUCUCAACCUGCCGCGCAGAUUAUUGGAAUGUCUCUAGCGAUCAUUCAACCAGAUGCAGAAAAUCCUUGUCUUCGUGAGCUUAAUGAACUUCUACUAAAGUUGAAGGAAAGUCAGAAAGUCAAAGAGUUUAUCGAUAUUCUGUACGGAGUGCACAAGAGCUAUCCACACAUCGUAGACAACUUUUUCAUGACAGUCGGAAAUCAUAUCGCUCUUCUGUCUGGAACUCCGAAGCGUAUCUGUUUAGAGAUGUUUCUGUCACGAAUGGAUUACUUUGAGUCGGAGAUUUGCAAAGAAAUCCAAUCGAUGGGGUUGAAGAAACUGAUGCAAGGCAAGGAAUAUCAGUUGCUGGCGUUGCACAUCUUAAACAAAGCCUUGACGAAAAUGGUUCCCGGCGACAUAGCUACAUUUAUGGAUGAAAUUUGUGAGUUUGUCGAUUCCAGUGUGGUCGAAUGUCGCGACAUAAUGUAUGAGAUGCUGAUGUUUAUUUGCCGAACAUUUCCCGGCUCUGAACUGUUCCAACGUUCGUCAUCCAUUUUGCUAAACGGAUUAAUCGACCCGAGUUCCGAGAUACAGACGAGAAUAUUCAAUUUUUGGUCGGAUCCGGCACGGCUUCCGGACACAUUGGAUGUACGAUUUUUGUAUUUAUUAGAGCGAUUGUUCGACGAACAGUCGGAAAAACUUUUUUUGAGCUACUGCAGUCAAUUACUGCUAGAGCCUGCAAUAUUACAUCCAGACUCAAGGCGACAAAUGUUCGAACAUCAAAGUGAUAACGAUGCCAAACUUAGCGAGUACGACAUUGAUGUUAGUUGGAAGACUCAGAACAGUCUCAUCAAAGCUCCAUUGUUUGUGGAAACGAAUCAGAGUCAUGAAUUCACAGAUGACCUGAUAUCAACUCAACACAUAAUUCGUCAGACAAAUACGAAUUUGGCUUUCGAACCGACCAAGGAUCCGAUGUCAAUGUCACAGACAUCCGAUACGUUUUCAUACCAAUCAGCUUCAUCCUUCCUAUUCUCUCAAAAACCCAUGACACUUGAUCGGCGAUCGCGACGAGUAAACGCUGCGGCCCAAUCAUCCGGUGACCAAAAUUCGAAAAUUUUUGCCAGUUUAAGACAUCGUAUUAUCACCGACAAAGACAAAACCAGUCGUUCGCAUGCUCUAGCUGCCGUCGAACGGAACAGCUACAGACAUGCUGUACAAUCUGAGUCCAAGCAAAAGAAGGAGCAGCAGGUUCAGCUCUAUCGUCGAUAUAGAUACGGAGAAUAUCCAGAUUUACUGAUAAACAGUCUAGCAAUUCUGCUUCCGUUGAAAGGGCUCGUAAAACACGACAAAAUUCUUGCACGUCAGCUUUUGAUUGCAAUUUUCGUUGGUGGCGUCAAGGAGCUGGGACCAACUAGCAAUAAAUUCAUUCAAGCGUUAGGAAACUCGAUGCAAAACAUUUUCAAAAAAACGAAAAACAGUGAACCGUUGGUAUUCGCUACAUUGAUGGAAAUAGCGCUUAUUCAUCCCAAAGAGUUCGAUUUGCCACUUGAUGUAGUCACAAUGUUAUCCAUGGCCAAUAAUAUGACGCCUGUCGGAAUAUUAUACAUUGAAAAUCGUCUUCAUUGCAACGACAGCGAAUCAUCGGGAUCACGACACGGAAAAUUAUCCAACAGUUCUGUGAACAAUGAGGAGGAUUGCUGGUUGAAAUUAUCCAAAAUGUAUCGUAAUUUGCAGGAACAUGACAUUGUGGCUGGAAUUUUUGCUGAUAAACUGAAUGUAGAUGACAAAAUCACCAGAGCAAUUGAGUUGGAGCAGCACAACGACUAUGUGGCUGCGCAAAAAAUCUAUUUGGAUGUGAUUUUGCGACAAAAUAAGCUGGAAGUUGAUUUCGCCUAUGAGGCAUGCUACAAAUGCUUUGAAUACUUAUCGGAUUGGUCAGAACUAUCUUUUAUAUUGAAGCAGCAGUUUGAUUCGUAUGAUGAAUUGUGGUCGGAUGAAUGGAAUUUUGAAAAUGUCCUACCGCUUGUAAUCAAAUCCGAAUUGCGAUUAAUUUUGAAUGGAAACACAGACAAUAGUCAAGAAUUCCUGAAUGAACUGAAACAGUCACUGUUAAUGGCCGAUCGAGCCGAUCACAUAAAAAUCAAUUUCGGCGAGGAAUUGAUGAUGUUGCACAUCGCGAAUUCGGAUUAUCUGAGCGCUCGGCUCCAUUCGGAACAGCACUUGACUGCAUUCAUUUCAGAUUGGUGUACGUUGAACAGCAUGUCGCAGAAGAUUCGUUACAAGAAAUUGCUGAAUGUUAGGAAUGUGGCAGAGAUACACCAAUACUCCAAUCUUUUAACGAACGCUGAAAAGGAUUCGAAAGAUUCGAAAGAUGUUGACACAUUUUGCCGAUUGUGGAAACAUUCCCAUCCGCAACCAUUCGAUUCGAUCUUAUUAUGGGAUGCAAUGACUACAUACCGAACGUUUGUUGGUGAAAUUUUGAAGUUUUCGAUUAACGACGUUGCGGUCGAACAGAACAUCUCAUUAAGCAUCACAGACAUCAUGUUCAAAUUGUUGGAUUUGUCGCUAUGUCAAAAGAAUUUAAAGCUCGCAGAUGUAAUUUUCGACAAGUUGUCACGAUACAAAAAUCAACCCAAUGAUCCAUUGUCGCUGGAUUGGUAUUUAGCCCGAAGCAGGCAACAUCUAUUGGAAGCUGACAGAACUGUAUCAGCUACAAAGAAGCUACAGCUGUAUUGCAAUGCAUGGAUUGAAUUGGACAAAAAUGUUAUGGAAAAUGUUCUCACAAUUCGCAACACGGAAAAGCACAUCAAUGCAUUGCAAUGUGCCAGCGAGAUAUCAACAGGUAUCGGUAGACUGAUCGCAGCCGAAAAUGUUUCGUGCGACGACUUGGAAAUGCUGCUGAUUGGCAGUUCGAUACGGAGUAGUCGAGAUAACAAAACUGAACGGCUGUGUGAACAUUCGUACAUGUGCCUUGAUGAGAGCAUUAAUAUUGCUACCGCAAAUUACACGCACAUCAAGAACGACAGCUCUAUUAAGCUACUCGGUGAUGCGCACUUUAAAUUAGCCGAAUACGUUCAGACGCACUCUGACGACAAUUUGUGCUAUAUAAACAAUGUUGCUGAGACAAUGAUCAAGGCACUGCUGAGAGGCAUGACCUACGGAUCGAAAGAAGCACGCCAGUAUUUCCCUCGACUAUUGCAAAUAAAAACGCUUGCCAGCGAACAAACGAAAAAAUUGUUCAAUGAUGAGUGUUCCAGAGUGCCAGCAUGGAUGUUUCUCGGUUGGAUAUCGCAAAUAAUUUCCGAACUGAAAUUCGAUCGAGAUUGUUACAUAGAUGAGCUGGUUCUCCGCUUGGCUCAAACGUAUCCAACUGCACUCACAUAUCCGUUCAAAUUGUCGCAUUCCCAGUACAUAAGUAAUUGUUCCGAAGAAGUCAGUGAUCGACCAAUGAUUGUACGCAUCAACCACAUCAGCAGAAAUCCGUUGAUUGAUAGUUUCGUGAAAGGCUUGUCGGCCGUUUGCGUUCCCUCCAAAAUGAUGCAACAUCAUUUGAUGUCUCUGAAUAACGAAUUUCUAAUGCUUUCGGAGAAUCAAUUCUUCAAGAAAGUGUCGGAUAUCAUUGAGACUAUUUUCCCUCCGGAUCGCAGCUAUUACGGAACGGAGUACGACAAGUUGAACGUGUUUUUCAAUGAUAUUCGCAAACUAUCUUCAUUGAGCGUGGUCAACGACAGAGAAACUAUAGCCAAAGAACUGAAAUUAUUGCUUUUCAAAUUGAGAUCUCUUCAAUGUGACAACACAGAGCUCGUUAGAUAUUCUCCAUAUCUGGCGAAAUUUCAAUGGUGCGGUGAGGAUAAUCUUCUUGAACUGCCAGGUCAAUAUACCGGUAACAAUUGCCCAAACACAUCGGAACACAUCAAAAUAAUCAAAUUCGACGAAAAGAUAACGAUAUUCAAGUCAAUGCGAAUGCCAAUUAGAAUUAAUAUUUACUGCAGCAAUGGGAAAACGUAUCCGUAUCUUGUGAAAUACGGUGAGGAUAUGCGACAGGACGAGCGUAUACAGCAAAUUUUCCACCAUAUGUCCGGUCUCCUGAGGGCGGAUGAAAAAUGUCGCAAUCAUCAGUUGACCAUCAAAGGUUAUCAAGUGGUGCCGAUAAGUACUUGCUGUGGCAUUUUAUCGUUUGUUGAACACACGAUGCCGAUGUUCGAUUUAACUAGCCAUGGCUUGGAACGGAAAGAAGGCAAUGCUAAGGCCAAGUUAGAUCAAUGUCGUUUGGAUUUUGACAAAUUUUUGCGAGUUCAUUCCAUUGGCGAGAAGAAUCAGAACAACAUCCACUUGUACGGAAGAUCGGUAAUGAACUAUAGCAGAACUCAGAUCAUCAACAACUUUCGAAAUUUGGAGUAUAAAAUUCCCGACGACAUCAUCAAAUUUGCUUUAAUUGAGUUGAGUGUCUCACCGGAAAGCUUUUUCCUACUGCGCACGAAUUUUAUCACCAGCCUAGCAACAAUGAACAUCGCCCACUGGGUACUGGGAAUUGGCGAUCGUCACUUAUCCAACAUUUUAAUACAUCAGAAAGAUGCUACAAUGCUUGGAAUCGAUUUCAAUUUAGCGUUCGGUGCAGGCACUCGAGAUUCUACCAUUCCCGAAUUGAUACCGUUCCGAUUAUCACCACAUUUCGUUAAUGUGAUGACACCGUUCGGAACGAGUGGAUUAAUCAUAAAAACAAUGAUUCACACGUUGCGCACGUUCAGAUCGUCGCGAAAGUUAUUAACCUCAUACAUGGAAAGCUUCGUCAAGGAACCGACCAUCGACUGGUUGCAUUCGGCUAGAGCGCACAAUCCUGAUGAAUCCAUUUCUUCAUCCGACAGUGACUGGGAACCGCUGAUGCGUAUUAGAAUUGCUGAACGAAAGUUGGCCGGAGCAAAUCCUAAAGACUUAUUUGCAGAAGACCUACGAGCGGGUCAAGUAGCAAGAUUCCCCAAGUACAUGGAAGGCUACUUGAAAUUUUUGAAUGGCCAUCAGCAGCAUAAUAUCAGGGCCAGACUUCCUGAAACUGAUCUCACCGUUGAAGAACAGGUUCAGUGUCUGAUCGAUAUGGCCACCGAUCCGGCAUUGCUGGGGAUACUAUUUUUUGGAUUCCAGCCGUGGAUUUAAUUUGUUAGCUGUUAAAGUGGUUGCAGAUUCGUUGUAUGUUGAAAGACCAAUAAUUUUGUUUAGGAGCUGUCCAUAAAGGACGUCCGCGGUUUUUCUGGAAUUUUAGACCCCCUUCCCCCUUGUCUCCACUUUUCCACUACACAAAUAUAUGGCGGUCACACUUUGAUGAACCCCCCUCACCUCUAUAGUGCGGACGUCGUUUAUGGAUGGCCCCUAAAUGUUUCGAAAAUCAAAUAAAUAUUUAUGAAUCCUAUCUAA
Bradysia coprophila is the source of this 12167-nucleotide messenger RNA. Its product is annotated as DNA-dependent protein kinase catalytic subunit-like. NCBI's taxonomy places the organism in Eukaryota, Metazoa, Arthropoda, Insecta, Diptera, Sciaridae. Gene Ontology annotation, biological process: telomere maintenance; intrinsic apoptotic signaling pathway in response to DNA damage; double-strand break repair via nonhomologous end joining. Gene Ontology annotation, cellular component: nucleus. The record is from RefSeq and is a predicted model, not a curated record. Gene Ontology annotation, molecular function: DNA-dependent protein kinase activity; protein binding.